AUGGCCACCAAGAAGGACAUGCGGAGGCCAGAUCUAGUUGUUCCAUAUGUCGAGCCGCCUGAGAAACGGCAGGAUGCGGACAUGAACAGCACGGUGUCUAGCACGAUGCCCAUGGCUGCUAUGUUUACGAAGAAUAAGAUGAUUGCUUGGUAUGCGUUAAUCCUAACUCGUCAUAUUGAUACCUUCGGUAAAAUAUUGUCGGGAAUAUCUCGAACUGACUAUCCAACUCCUGUCCGUCUAAAACAGGGCUUCCGUUACCUUCUCUCUCCAGAGCUGGAUGGCAGAGAGCCCCGAGCAGAGGAAGAAGGCCUCAACGCCGGGAUAUAUGGCUGUGAUUAUGUCUUUCGUGGCUGUCUUUGUCACAUAUCUACCCCUAUUUUUGCCUCCCCCGGGGAACACAGGAACGAAAACGGCAGCGCCUCCUCCCGUUCCAUCCUCUUGACCAAUACCCCAUAUCCAUGUACUUCUUUUGGUGGAAGCCACCAAUAA
Messenger RNA from Paracoccidioides brasiliensis Pb18, 489 nucleotides. RefSeq lists its product as uncharacterized. The coding region runs from base 1 to 489 and encodes 162 amino acids. The record is from RefSeq and is a predicted model, not a curated record. The transcript is spliced from 7 exons.